AUGUUGGCUCGGAAUAUAUCUCGGAGUUUUUGGAAUGCUUUGCGUCUGGAGACCCGGUUCUUGUCAUCAGAUACAGCCAAGCCACUGCCUAAAGCCAAAGAAGGUGUGGAACCAACUCAGGCUGAAGCACUGGACAAGGACAUAUGCCUAUUAGUGGAUGAGAAGGACAAUAUCAUUGGAACCGCCACCAAGAGGGAAUGCCACCAAGUCGGCCCGGAGGGUGACAUCUUGCUGCACCGAGCCUUUAGUGUCUUCCUUUUUAAUAAGAGAGGUGACAUGUUGUUACAAAGGAGGUCAAGCCAAAAGGUUACAUACCCAGAUUACUACUCCAAUGCCUGCUGCAGCCACCCAUUGUACAUAGAAAACAAGCCAGAGAACAUCAUAGAUGCUGCCAGGCGGAGACUAAACCAUGAACUAGGCAUACCAAUGGACCAGAUGGAGCCGGAACUGUUCACGUUCCUGACGCGCGUGCACUACCACGACCCCGGCGACGGCGUGUUCGGCGAGCACGAGAUCGACCACGUGCUCUUCUUGCAGGGCGACGUCAAGAUCAAGCCCAACUCGGACGAGAUAUCCGAGUACUGCUUCGUGCCCAAGAACGAGUUUAAUGCAUUUAUCCCGACGUUGGAAGGGCCGAUAACACCCUGGUUCAACAUGAUCAGGCGCCAUAGACUGAAGCUAUGGUGGGACAACCUCCACCGUCUCAAGGAACUCGCCGAGCCAGAGAAAAUACACAAGUUCAUAGACAAAUAAUCAUAUUUCCAUUUGUAUUAUAUUUAAUAUUAUCUCUGUAUAUAAUUAAUUACGAACAAGGAAGCAGUAAGAAUUCUAACAAUUUGGCAUUUUAUUUUUGUUUACUUCAAUUAAUCAAAUGUGUUAAUUUUUAUGUAUAGCUA
Messenger RNA from Cydia amplana, 896 nucleotides. It is a transcript of the gene Idi, whose product is annotated as isopentenyl-diphosphate Delta-isomerase 1. NCBI's taxonomy places the organism in Eukaryota, Metazoa, Arthropoda, Insecta, Lepidoptera, Tortricidae. Gene Ontology annotation, cellular component: cytoplasm. Bases 1 to 753 code for a protein of 250 amino acids. The record is from RefSeq and is a predicted model, not a curated record. Gene Ontology annotation, biological process: isopentenyl diphosphate biosynthetic process; isoprenoid biosynthetic process. Gene Ontology annotation, molecular function: isopentenyl-diphosphate delta-isomerase activity. The transcript has 6 exons.